This is a messenger RNA of Cyphomyrmex costatus, 532 nucleotides long. RefSeq names its product putative nuclease HARBI1. NCBI's taxonomy places the organism in Eukaryota, Metazoa, Arthropoda, Insecta, Hymenoptera, Formicidae. The record is from RefSeq and is a predicted model, not a curated record. Bases 23 to 532 code for a protein of 169 amino acids. The transcript has 2 exons.
GAAAGGUAUUUCGAAAUCGAAAAUGCUGGUUUUCAUUAAAUAUGUUGUAUCUGGACCUCGUAGAAAAAUAUUGGACAUCGUUGUAAGACAUCCUGGUUCAGCGCAUGAUUCUUUAAUCUUUGAUCGAAGCGGUGUUCGAUGUCGUUUCGAAUUGGAUAUUCUUAAUGGAAUUUUACUUGGAGAUAGUGGAUACCCAUGUCGAAAAUAUUUAAUAACUCCUGUUUUGAGACCUAAUAAUGAUGCAGAAAUUAGAUAUAAUGCUCAUAGGAAAACUAGAGUUACCGUUGAACAAUUAUUUGGCAAAUGGAAACGACGCUUUCCAUACUUAUAUUAUGGUUUAAGAACGAAAUUAAGUACAUUGGUUGCAAUUAUCUGUGCUACUGCUGUAUUAUAUAAUAUAUGUAUCCAGCACGGUAUUCCACCGUUAGAGAAAAUUGAAGAAGAAUAUAUACAAGAUGGAGUAUUUGAGGCUGUUUUUAAUCAAGAAGAUGGCAUUGGGAUUAUACAUAGAAGAUCUGUACAUAUGUUUUGA